Molecule: messenger RNA, 1290 nt
Organism: Clonostachys rhizophaga
Lineage: Eukaryota; Fungi; Ascomycota; Sordariomycetes; Hypocreales; Bionectriaceae
Source: the annotation of a GenBank genome assembly
AUGGGCCGACCUACCCCCGCCACUGGCAGUUAUCGCGACGAUCCCGAUGCCGUGUCCUUGCGUACGGAGCCUGGCGAUGCCUAUGUGGACGAUGUCCCUGAGAUUGCCUCGGCUCCACCGGCCUACGUCGAGGCCACUGGCGAGGGUGACGCGCUGAUCGACGGGUUUGAUGACGGCGCGGGACCGGGAGGUCUCAUCCUCAAGAAUGGCACCACCCCGGCCGAGAGCCACCAAGAGGGCACCUCGUCUCACAUCUUUGCCAAGCGCACGCGCAUCACCAACGAGGUUAAUUCCCUACAGGACGAUCGCUCUGAUGGCGACCCGGAGUUCCUGGAGAGGUGGGUCAGGCACAUGGCCAGCAAAGCGCCGUCGCCGUACAUCCACAUCACAGGCAAUCACCGCGAGACAAAGCGCGAUAUGAAUGGCAAGAGCAAGACCGAGACGGUGGAGGACUUCCGCAUCCUCGUCAGCUUGCAGAACUACCUCUGGCCCAACUUCAACCCUCGCGGAGAACAGGUGAUGAAUUUUGACACGGUGGACAACGGCGAGAGUACCUUUCGCGGCACCGUCUUCAAGAAGCGAGCUCCCGGGUCAAAGGGCAAUAUUGAGGUCGGAACUGAUAAGCCCAGCCUGGAGGAGUGGUGCCACCGGUACUGCGCCAAGGCCAAGAGCACAAGAUGUUUCCGCCUUACCCGCACAGUUACCGGCUUGGAUGAGCAACUCUUCCGAUCCCGACUCGAAGGUCUGAUCCGCGGUACCAACUACAAGGGCAAGCUCUCCAUUGAGUUUCCCGUAGCUGAUCGGGCUGUUGAUAUCUACUCCACCACCUGGAUGAACAACUGGCGUACCACGGACUGGAUCCGAUGGAUCUUCUACCUGACCUUCCUGUGGAUCUUCUCGUGGCCCAUUCUGUACUUCACAACGAAGAAAUACUACGUUGUGCGUGCAGAGUGGCCAUUCGCCAAGGUCAACCCUCAGGGCCGCAAGACCUACACCACCGUCAGCGAGGAGCAAUGGAUCGAGAAUUUCGGCCCCGCUGUUCAGCAGCUAUGCUUGGACCGGUAUCAGGGCCUGACUGGCGAUGACCAUUUGAAGCAGAUCCUCGCGAGACCUGCGACACAGUCGUCUGCCGCUGCGGACUUCCGGAAUGCGCGAGCGGCGCUGAAUGUGGCAACCAGUGCCGCCAGCGUUCUCCGUGGAGGGCCUGUCAAUGCAAUCAGCCAGGUCUCCAACAUCAUGCGUCUCUCGAGCGGGACAAACGACCAGGUUGGAUGGGGUUUUGACACAUGA